GCGUGGGUGCGCGCGGCGGGGAUCGGGGUCCAUCCGCUGCCGCCACCCCGCGGGGACAUGGCCGAGCCGGGACCCGGCACCGGCCGAGCCCGGGAGGAGGAGCCGGACCCCGCCGGCAAGGAGGAGGCGGCGCCGGCCCCCAAGAAGCGGCGGCUGGCGGGCGGCGAGCGGUACGUGCCGCCGCCGCGGAAGCUGAACCCCGGCGUGAGCUUCGGCGCCGAGCACUUCGCCGAGACCUCGUACUACUUCGAGGGCGGCCUGCGCAAGGUGCGCCCCUACUACUUUGACUUCCGCACCUACUGCAAGGGGCGCUGGGUGGGCCGCAGCCUCCUGCACGUCUUCGGCACCGAGUUCCGAGCGCAGCCCCUCUCCUAUUACCGCGCCGCCGCCCGCGCCGGCCGCCUGCGCCUCAACGAGGAGCCCGUGCGCGACCUGGACAUCGUGCUCAAGAACAACGACUUCCUCAGGAACACGGUGCACCGGCACGAGCCGCCGGUCACCGCCCAGCCCAUCCGCAUCCUGGCGGAGGACGAGGACGUGGUGGUGGUGGACAAGCCCUCGUCGCUGCCCGUGCACCCCUGCGGCCGGUUCCGGCACAACACCGUCAUCUUCAUCCUGGGCAAGGAGCACGGCCUGCGGGAGCUGCACACCCUGCACCGCCUGGACCGCAUGACCUCGGGCGUGCUCAUGUUCGCCAAGACCGCCGCCGUGUCCAAGCGCAUCGACGAGCAGGUCCGGCAGAGGCAGCUGGAGAAGGAGUACGUGUGCCGCGUGGUGGGGGAGUUCCCGGAGCACGAGGUGCUCUGUGAGGAGCCCAUCCUGGUGGUCUCCUACAAGGUGGGCGUGUGCCGCGUGGACGCCAAGGGGAAGCCGUGCCAGACGCUCUUCCAGCGGCUCAGCUACAACGGCAGCAGCAGCGUGGUGAGGUGCCUGCCCCGCACGGGCCGCACGCACCAGAUCCGCGUGCACCUGCAGUUCCUGGGACACCCCAUCCUCAACGACCCCAUCUACAACAUGGAGGCCUGGGGACCGGACAGGGGCAAGGGCGGCAGGAUCGGCAAGACGGACGAGGAGCUGCUGAAGGCGCUGGUGGAGGAGCAUCGCUCCAAACAGAGCCUGGAGGUCUUGGGUAUCGGGGAGGAGGACUUGAACUCUGCUGGGGAAAGUAAAGACUGUGGGAAUUCAGGUGACUGCACAAAGUCUGAUCCUGUGAAUGGGAGUUCCUGCCCUGCUGAGGACGAGAAGGAUCCGGAGAGGAAUGACGUAGCAGCUUGUCCACUGAACUCUGAUAGCAACCUGGAAACGCUUGAUAAAGACAAAGAGCUCAGUUUGUGUGGGAAUCAGGAUGGGCAGGCGGGGGAGAAGGGCUGGGAAGAGAAGGACCCUUUGUGUGUGGAGUGCAGGACGAGCAGGCGGGACCCCUCUCCCAAGGAGCUGGUGAUGUUCCUGCACGCCCUGCGCUACAAGGGCGCUGACUUUGAGUACUGCUCCAGCAUGCCCGAGUGGGCCAUGGAGGACUGGCAGGAGUGACCAGGACACCCAGCACCUGCAGGCCCUGCUGGCUGGCACAGCGGCGUGCAGAGACCAAAGACUGACUUUGCAUUGUGGCUGAGGUGAACAAAGUGUGCCUUGAGCUGGGCUGGGAGGGAUCAGUGGGGCUGGGGAAUUAUCCUGCUUCUCACAGGUGCUGUGAAGGAUGAGCAGGGAAGCAAGGCUAAAACAGGAGUUUUAUGUUGCCCUUCAGUGAACUGGCACUUAAGGACAGCAAGGACUGAACUCUGCUCAGCACAGGCAGCUUUGCCUUCACCUCAAUGGAUUCCGGAUCAAUUAUCCACGUGGAUAAUGAAGUGUAUGCACUGAAAAUCAAAAGCUGAUUUUUCUUUGAGUCUGCUGUGUUCCUGUGUCUUACAGUAAGAGCUGCUGGAUGUCAUGUCAUAAAAAACCCUGUUUUUAUUGAAUUUUGUUGUCAGAUUGAUUUCAAAAUGACAAGAUUACUCCUGAGAACACUGUGAGAU
Molecule: messenger RNA, 2015 nt
Organism: Zonotrichia leucophrys gambelii
Lineage: Eukaryota; Metazoa; Chordata; Aves; Passeriformes; Passerellidae
Gene: RPUSD2
Product: RNA pseudouridine synthase domain containing 2
Exons: 3
Coding region: 58-1530 (490 amino acids)
Biological process (GO): enzyme-directed rRNA pseudouridine synthesis
Molecular function (GO): RNA binding; pseudouridine synthase activity
Source: RefSeq, a predicted model, not a curated record